Cinara cedri is the source of this 6401-nucleotide messenger RNA. Lineage: Eukaryota; Metazoa; Arthropoda; Insecta; Hemiptera; Aphididae. The record is from the annotation of a GenBank genome assembly.
UUUGUAUACAGACAUUUUCUCUGUGUAAUAGUUUUCUAUUUCAAUUUUUUAACUUAUCAGUAGUAUAAUACAUUAGGUUUUUUUUUUUCAAAUAAUAAUUUAUGAAAUAUUUACUUGCAAUUAAUAUACUCUAUUUAUAAUCGACCUAUCAAUUGUGACGCGAUUUGUUUUAAGAAUCCUGAUGAAUUUUUUUUGAACAAACCCUUUUCAACUAUUACAAUAUUCUAAUUGGAACAGAAAAUAUGUAGUCUGUUAACCAUAUGUUGACAUUAUUCAAUAGUAAACGUUAUAUAAAUGUGGUUAAUUUUUAAAAAAAAAUGGACGUAAGUGACUUUAAUACCAUGUUGGCUAAGUUUACGUACAUAGAUUUGUAAUUUGAAUUAGUUAAAUAAUUAUAUCACUAAAAUUACAUUUUAUAACAAUUGAUUAAAUUGUGUAGAAUACUGCCCUAGAGCAAAAGUUAAACAGUAAAACUGCAGCCCUUACGGUGUUGAGUAAUGAAUUGGAAAAAUGUCGAAUAGAACGUGAUAAUUUGAAAGUUAUUUUGGAAAACAAAAUGUUAAACAACUCAUAUAACAGAGUAAAAUAUUGAUUAUGAUUAUAAUUAUAGAUUAUGUGUAAAUUAAAUUUUAUGUUCUUAGAAUUACCAAUUGAACUAUGAUAAACUUGUUAAUCAACUCAGAGAAGAAAAUAAACUAUUGCGGUUGGAAACCGAAGACGUACGUCAAAAAUUGCACGACGCACAAGGGGAUAAUCAAGUAAGGUUUUUUAUUUUAAAUCAAAUUUGUUGAUAUUUUAAAUCUAUGAAUUUAUAUUAUACAUUAAAACUAGUUAUGUGAGAUUUUAAUCUAAUAUUUUGUAUAAAGACAAGAUGAGCACAUUAUUUUUCAUCAGAUUUUUUUUAAAAUUAGAUUUACUAUAAGUUUCCAGAAAUAUAUUUAUUACAAUUUUUAAAAAAUUAAUUUUGGGUAAUAAUUGCUAAAACAAAAAAUAUAAUUCUGUAAAUCUUACUAUAUCUAUUACCUGGUAAUGUAAUUAAUUUUUUUUUAAAUUUAUAAAGUAUACUUAAUAUUGUGGUAAUAGGUAUUAAGAACUGGUGGCUUUGUCAAAGAUUGUAUUAACACUGUCUUAAUGAGCUCUAACAGUAAAGAAGAAUUGGUGAAAAAUUUAGAAAUAAUACAUUCAAAAGUAUGUACUUAUUGUGUAUUAUUAUGUAUUUGAUUAAAAAUGUAUAUAUUGUAUUUGUGUUUUUUUUUUUUAAAUAUCGUUUACUGAUGUUUUUCAGUAUCAGCAGUUGAAACGCGAUUUCAGUUUGUUGCUUGACGACAAACAAGAGUUAAUCACAGAACGAGAAGGUUUCCGAAAUAAAAUUAGACGAUUAAAUUAUGAACUAGCAGCCUCUUUAAAUGCAAAUAUAAACCAACGAGUUUUAGACAUUGAUAGUAUAUUGUUAGAAAAUAAGUAUGUACAUUAAAACUAUUUUUACAUACGUACCUAUAGAAUUCAUAAAAAAAAAAAUCAAUUGAAUGAAAUUCAGGUAUUUAAAUGAAAGGCUGCAGUUAGAGGUCGCCGAAAAGGAAAUGAUUAAGAAAACAAAUUCAUUAUACCAGGUUUAUGUCCCUUACAGCUUCUUACGGUAUACUAUUUUUGAUCGUAGAAUGUUUGUAUUGUACAGUUGAAGAAUUUAUCAUGAAGUAUUAGGAUAUUUUAAUAUUUGUGUACAAUGUAGUUUCAUGGAUGGUGUUUCAAGCACCUAAUUGUGAUUUUAUGUUUUAAAUCUAAAUUUCAUAUUAAAAACAAUAAAAUCUCUAAGUACUAUGUUUAUUAGCUUAUAUAUUAAAGUCAGUUUUAAAUGUUUAAUUAUUAUUGCAAAAACCAACAGUGCCUUGAAAACAUUUUUGCCAUUUAUUUAUUUUUUUUGUUUUUCAUUACCAAUUUUCCUUUGAUUAAAAAUAAUCAAAUCAUCACUUUAUUAGUAUUGCAUAUUAUGCAUCCAUUAAAUUAUUAAAUAAUUAGAAAAUACAAUAUUUAUUAAAAUUAAAUAUCAAGUCCUAUAUUAAGAUUUAUUUUAUUUACAUCAUAUUGUAUAUAUUUUAAGUUCAUUAUUAUUAAUAUUUAAUUUACUUUUUUCAGAAUACAUCAACGAUAGUAGAAGAAACAUCAUCUCUAAUGUGUGCCAGUAAUUCAAUAGCCCGCAAAGUGGUUGCUUGCAAACAGAGUUAGUCUUUUGUUGAUUUGUGUAUCAUACCUUUAUUAUAAAUAAAGAUAAUUUUAUUAAAAUUCUAUUUGAAGUGCAACAAAUUUUGGAAACUGGAAACUUUCAAGCCUUGUUUUCAAACAACACAACAAUCAGUGAAUUGAGGAAGUUGUGUCAAACAUUAUUUGAAGCGCUGCAAGAUAAAAUCAUAGCUCUUAACCACCAGAAAAAAACCAAUAAGUAAUAUUACAGUUUUAUUGAAUUGAUAAUAUAUAUAUUUAAUGUUAUUUUUUCAAAUUUUAUUUACAGAAUAUUAGCUAAACGAUUGGAAGACUUAGAGGAACGGUUAAAAGCUAUUAAACAAGGUGAAGCCAUCAUUUCACCUUCACAAAUUUUACUGAAUGAAAAUGCUGAUACAUCUGACGAAACAGAUUUUGAUACAAGUUCCAUUGACGGUUAGUAAUUAAUGGUAAACAUUUUGCACAUCAAAUUAUCUACUUACUUCUCAAUAAUAUUUGCUAUGAAAUAGUAAGUAUUCAUUUUUUAAGUUAUCAUUAUUUUAGAUUUGAAGCGUAGCGAGAGAUUAUUGGUUUUAAUGUGAUCUGUUUUUUUUUUUUAUUAUUAUUUCUUUUGUGUAUGUGUGAACAACUUUAAUACCAAAAAUUUUACUCUGAUGUAUGAAGUGUAGCAUUUUUUCUAAAAGGAAAUUUUCUUCAGUUGGUGCAUUGCAGGUUAUUUUUAGAUUUUUCAAGGGAUUUUCAUAUUUAGGAAAAACUGAAUUAAAAAUUAUGGGGAAAAUGACAAAUAUCUACCGUGUAUCCCAUGAAGUUACCAAUUUCAUUGUUUUUAAUUUUUGUUAACUAUGUUUUAUACCAUAAAUAUUGCUCCAAUAGAAAAACGAUAGGAGACCUUUUUUGUUGUAUUUUGAAUCUAGUUUGGUAGUAAGAGACUCGUUAUUUAUUUUCCAAGUAGUUUUCAUAUUGAGAAAACCGGAAAAACUAACAAAUUUAUAAGUAUAACCAAAAUUUGCUCUGAAUCAUUUUUCAUGAGAAAUGGUUUAUCAUUGCUCAUAGGUAAACAUUAAAUAAAUUUAUGUAUUCUACCUUUGCAACUUCCCAUCUAAAACAGUGGCACACCCAGCCCCAGCUCUUUUUUUUUUGUAAUAUUUUGUUAAUCAAAAAUUGUUAAUAAAUGAAAAUAACUUAAAUGUUUACAAUAUUUUUUCAGAUUUGAAUGCUUGUAUAGUUUCCAAUGAAGAGUUGCAGGAAAUUGAAAGUAAGUUUCUAUUAAAAAAAAAUAUUAUGUAGUUGUCAUAUUAUUAAACCCAAAUACUUAAAAAUAUAUUUUUAAAAUUUGACAUAAAAUAUAUAUAUAACACAUACUUCUAAAUGUAGGUAUGUGAUAUAACUACUAUUGCCAAGUUCAUGAUGUACUUUUUUUUUCAGAUGUUAAUUUGGAAGAAUAUCCCAAUGAAAUGAAUAGUCUACCGAAAAAUUUACAACAACUAGUUGCUGAAGCUAUGAAAACUAUACAAUUUGAAUCGCCGUCCUCUAGUUUGACUAACAUUGACAUUAAUAAUUCAACAUCAGGUAUAAUAUGAUAUUUAAAACUGACUUUUUUUGUAAAACAUAUAAAAAUUGUACAAAAUUAUAACAUUUAUAUUUUUAUUAAUCAUAUACAACACAAGUAUAAUAUAACCAACACUUCUUAUUAUUUAAAUAACGAUAUUUACAUAAUUUAUUAAAUAUAUACCUCAAUAAAUACACUCAAUGUAAACCAAGUAAAAGUAAAAUGUUUAAAUGUUAAUUUUUCUUUGUCGGCUGGGUCCAGCUAAUGGUACAUCCCUUUCUUCCCAUAGAGUUACGCCAUCACAAGCGCAUAUCUUUUUAUUAUUCUCAAACAAACCAGAAGAUCUUGCAAUAAUGCCGCAAGCAAUUCUAAAAAAAAAAAAAAUAACUAUGAAUAAAACACGACUAGAAAAUAUAAUACUUUGUUUAAAUAAAUAGGUUAAUAAUUUAGAAACAAUUAUGAUAAACAAUUUUUUACUUUUUCCCACUAUUUCCAUCAAUUUCCGAUGUAUUUAUUUUGGUUUUACCAAAAUCGUCUUCAUAUUCUGUUAUGCCAACUGAUCGACCAAUUAUGCUUGAUAUAUUUAUUAAUUUAUCUUUAAAAUAAAAUAUUGCUCUGCCUUUUUCGUUAGCAGUGAUAUUUCCCAAAUCACCAGUGUGCUGUAAAAUAUUAAUUCAGUUUAUACAAUGUGUAAAAUGGAAUUACUUUUAGAAAGUUACAAAUUUUUAAACAUAGCAUUCUUAACAUUUAUUUUGAUUUAUUGACAUUUGAAAUGUAUUAGAUCACUUUUUUCUUUUUUGAAUUAAUUUUACAUUAUUUUUCUCUUUACAUGAAAUACAUAUUUUUUAUUUAAUCAGACUAUAUACAUGAUACUUAUAUUUUAUAUUAGUUUUUGAAAAAAAAUUUACACAAGUAAGUACAAUUUUGAUUUAUCAUGACUUGAUGAGAUAAAAUUAAUUGUGGUGAUGAAUUGUGACAUAAUAUUAUAAAAAUGUUAAACUAACUACAAGGUUAUUCAAGGAUUUCCACAAUUUAUUUUGACAUUUUAAUUGAAUCAUGUAAUAUUUUUUUAGGGAUUUUAAAAGCAUGUUUUAAAGUACCUUAAAUUCAUAGUUCUAAAUAUUAUUAAGAUUGUACUCAUUUUACUGUUAUAUGUUUACACAAACUUUAUAAAUAUACUUCUUGUUUUAAAAGUUAGUUAAUAGAGACAAAGAAAGUUAAAAGAAAAAAAAAGAGAAUGGCUAAACAAAAAUAUAAGCAUACAACUUUUAUAGGCAACUAAUGAUUAUGAAAUAAAGAAGAGUAUAAUUUUAAUGGCAAAGAACGGAGAGAAAAACAGUAUGAGAUUAGUUGCACUCACAUGCACUUUGGUAAAUAGGUUUUAAUAUGAGGGUAACUGAAUGUUUAUCAAAUGGAACAUGAUGGGUAAGCAAGUAAAUAAAAUUGUGAUAAGAAUGACUUAUCAUCAAAAUAUUAUUUAUUUAGUUAUUAAUCUAUACCCUAAGGUUUUCGUCAUCGGUUGGCCUUCCAUGUGGUGUUUGUUUCAAACUAAAAUGAUCUCCAAUACUGAAAAAAAAAAUCAGUUAGUUAUAAAAUAACUAUGAUGAAAUAUUAAUCAUUCACUACUUUUUACAUCCGUUUGAUAAAUCACCACAUUCGUAAAUGUGAAUGCCAUGUUUUCCGGGAGGUAAUCCAUCGAUAGUGCCAUCAACUAUACAUUCAUUUUCAUUAAUCUGAACAAACCGGACAAUGCCAUUUAUACCUAAACUACUAUGACCAGUUGAUCCUCCCAGCAUGGCAACAGCAGCACCCAAGUUCAUAUUGUCGUCUUCAAUAAAAAUAAAAAUAUACAUUUAUAUUUUUAAAAAGACCAGACUAUUUUCAUUUUGAAGUAAUAGAUGAAGACAUCAAAAAGUUUGAUUUUUCAUUUCGCUUCUUUUUAUUAGAGUUUAAUAUUUAAAACAUUUUUUUCAUAAUGUGUGUUUUUUAAUACUUAAUUCAUUAGUAUAAUCAAAACUUAUUUAUUAUUGUAUUUUUAGAGCUUUUGUACUUCACUUUAAAAAUAGUAUUUAUGGACUAAUACACAAUGCAUGGUUUAAAUGAUUGCAGGAGCAGUUCGCAAAAAAUUAGAGGAUAUUUCUGAUUAAAACAGUCUGAAUAAACGUAGCAAGUAUAAGUGUACCCAAAAUGCAAUGGUUUCUCCCAAUUACCUACGCAAUGUGAUUCUGUACAACAAAUCUGUGGAGACGGAGGAUGAGUAAUAUUAAAAUAAAAUGUUUUUAAUUAGAAUUGUUUUUUUUUUUUUUUUAUAAGGUGCACCUUUAAUUAGGUAUAGAAAGCUAACGUGUGUAAUUCUACAACUAACUCAAAUAUAUUUAUUUUGACUUCAACAAAUAAACUUGUAAUCAAAAAUUACAUAUAAAUAAAAGAUAAAAGCUUUAAUGUAAAAUGUUGACCACAUUUUGGACAAAUUCCAAAAAUGCUAUUUUUAAGGUAAAUGUAAAAAAAAUCUCAAAAUGUAAUUACAAUAGGUCAUUUUUGUUUAUUCACAAUGAAUAAAGCAUUAAAAAACAAAUUUUUUAAAAUAAAUAUUAAAUUGUCACUAAACAGUGUGCAUAACGAAAAAAAUUAUUUU